Messenger RNA from Blepharisma stoltei, 282 nucleotides. The record is from the annotation of a GenBank genome assembly. NCBI's taxonomy places the organism in Eukaryota, Ciliophora, Heterotrichea, Heterotrichida, Blepharismidae.
AUGGAAGUGGAUGAACCUCAAACACACACAAAUAUAAUGAGAUAUGAUUAUUUCUUAUUUCGAUUGUCCAUCAGCACUUUGGGCAAUUUUUUGUCACUGGGAAUCAUUGCUCCUGCACACAAGACAAAAUUUUAUUUUCAAAUUUUAUUAAAAUGUAUAUUUAUACCUAUUUUUUUCGGAAAAAUCGUGCUGAGAAAAAUUGCUAAAAGUGCUGGAGUAAAACAGACGCUGUUUUUGUACAUCACUCUCAAGUUCCUACAAUAUGUGAAGUGCUCAGUUUAA